UCGUCCCCCGAAUCGAGAGAUCGUACGCAAUGCGCUGCGUUCAUUGCUAAAAGUGUACUCAGUUUUACAGUAUCAUACUAUGAGCAAUCCAGAUUCUGUGCGGGUUAAGCUGUUGUUUUUCGCAAAAUCUCGAGAACUAGCUGGCGUGUCCGGUACGGAAGAUUUUCUUGUCCCGCACUCUGAAAUCAAGUGUUCCGAGCUUCUCGAUCUGAUCUGUAAUCGGUUCAACCUGUCCAUCAUCCGCAACAAUGUCAUACUAGCGCAUAACGAGCAGUACUGUGCGGAUCUCAGUGAAACAAUACGCAUUCGCAACGGAGACGAACUAGCCGUGAUACCGCCCAUCUCCGGAGGUUAG
Messenger RNA from Anopheles moucheti, 355 nucleotides. RefSeq names its product molybdopterin synthase sulfur carrier subunit (gene Mocs2A). Gene Ontology annotation, cellular component: cytosol. The transcript has a single exon. The record is from RefSeq and is a predicted model, not a curated record. NCBI's taxonomy places the organism in Eukaryota, Metazoa, Arthropoda, Insecta, Diptera, Culicidae. The coding region runs from base 80 to 355 and encodes 91 amino acids. Gene Ontology annotation, biological process: Mo-molybdopterin cofactor biosynthetic process.